Saitoella complicata NRRL Y-17804 is the source of this 1320-nucleotide messenger RNA. RefSeq lists its product as uncharacterized. The coding region runs from base 21 to 1229 and encodes 402 amino acids. Gene Ontology annotation, molecular function: lipid binding. Gene Ontology annotation, cellular component: endoplasmic reticulum; ERMES complex. The transcript is spliced from 3 exons. The record is from RefSeq and is a predicted model, not a curated record. Lineage: Eukaryota; Fungi; Ascomycota; Saitoellomycetes; Saitoellales; Saitoellaceae. Gene Ontology annotation, biological process: mitochondrion organization; phospholipid transport.
CACCCCAUGACAAUUAGAACAUGUGGGGACGAAGCAAUACCGUCACCAUAGUUGAGAAAGCCGUGUCGACUGCUGUUCCAGACUUGCCUGCUCCGGUACUGGAAUAUGUCUCGAGAUUGAGUUCGCAACAUGUGGAUAGUCGGUGGAGUUUCACGCAGGGAUUCUUGCUCGGGCAGUUUACUGUGAUUGGCAUGGUUUGCGUAUUCCUGUGGGUGUUUAUCUUGGGAGACAAGGACACAGUGUUGGUGGAGAAUGCGAGAGGACAGUACCGGCGGAAUCAAUUACGGAAGAAGAAGUCCUCGGUACUGCGAAACACGCCCGUUCAAUCUACUUCAGAAAUCCUCGCCAAGACGUUCUACAACGUCGCCUCUCAUCAGCCGGAAUCACUCGAUUGGUUCAAUGUGCUUGUAGCACAAGCAGUCAUGCAAUUCCGCGAAGACGCAAAGAGCAAGGACGCAAUCCUCACAUCUUUGGAUGCCGUUAUGAACGGACCACGGAAACCAGAUUUCUUGAGUGAUAUCAGGAUCACGGAGUUGAGUUUGGGAGAAGAGUUCCCUAUCUUUUCGAACUGUCGGAUACGGCCAAUGGAGGGUGAACCGAACCGAUUGCGCGCAGAAAUGGACAUUGACCUCCGCGACCAAAUCACCCUCGCAAUCGAAACAAAAUUCCUCCUCAACUACCCCAAACCCCUCUUCGCCGUCCUCCCCGUCGCCCUCGGCGUUUCCAUCACGCGUUUCUCCGCAACACUUUCCGUCUCCUUCGUUCCGCCCCCAGACCCUGAUACAUCCUCGUCUACUACAACCCUGACCUUUAGCUUCAGCCCUGAUUUUAGAUUGGAUAUCAAUGUGAGGAGUUUGUUGGGUGCGAGAAGUAGGUUACAGGAUAUCCCCAAGAUCGCGCAGAUAAUCGAAAAGAGGCUGAGGGAUUGGUUCAUGGACCGUUGCGUGCAGCCGCAUUUUCAACAAGUCGCGAUUCCAUCAUUAUGGCCAAGUAAGGCAAAAGAAGGACAUGUACAGAAAGAACGAUCGACUCAGAUGGAGGCUGGUGCGAAUUUGCAUUCGAGUGAGGAGUUGUUGGCGCCGCCUGCGUCACCGGGAGUGGAGACGGCGAGUACGGCGGAGGGGCUGCAUCAGAGGACGAACUUGAUGACGGGCGCAAAUGGGAAUGGGAAUGCCGUUGGGAGUGUUGUGAGCAGGAUGCCAGGAGCGAUACCCGGAGAAGCAUUGUGAUUGAAAGCAGAAAUAGCAUGAGAGGGAACAUUGCGAGGAACGUAAGGUACACUAGAGCAUCCGGACAAUUGCAUGCGGCUUCGGUUCGGAC